AUGGACGAGAGAGCCGCCAGUCAGGUGCGCUUUCCGCGCGCGGCCGGGUCAUGUUCGCGCGCCCGCUUCCCUUUAAGCUCUCUUUUUCAGCUAUCCUCGCUAUGGAGUCGCUCCGCUGUGAGCCAGUGCGCGUCUCUGAAUCUUUCCACCAGUGUCGACUCCAAGCCGAUAAAGGUGGCGGUGGCGGUGGACGGCAGCGAGAACAGCAUCGAGGCUCUGCGAGCCGCCAUCCGCAUGUUCGGCCCCACGGCCAAGGAGAUCCAUAUCGUGCACGCGCGCCGCCCCUUCGACCAUGAUUUUGACGUGGAAAAUACGCCCCUAUGGCAGCAGCCUUUUCAGCGCAUGGAGCGCCAAUCGCGCGCCGACUCGCGCGAGCUUCUUGGCAUCUGCUGCCAGAUGGCCGCGCAGGAGACGCAGCGCGUGCGCCCCGCGGGGGAGGGGGAGGUUGUGGGGGGAGGGGAGGGGGAGGUUGUGGGGGGAGGGGAGGGGGAAGGGGUGGGGGGAGGGGAGGGGGAAGGGGUGGGGGGAGGGGAGAGGGAGUAG
Messenger RNA from Closterium sp. Naga37s-1, 543 nucleotides. Lineage: Eukaryota; Viridiplantae; Streptophyta; Zygnematophyceae; Desmidiales; Closteriaceae. The record is from the annotation of a GenBank genome assembly.